UUCACAUGCGAAGGUUGUGUAUGUCGGAGAGCGAUGGUGGACGGCAGCUGAACACCUUCGGUCAGAAACAUCCUGAGAGUGAGGUUAGUUCUUAAGUUAGGCAAAGCACUCGCCGUCUUAGGCUACCACAAUGGAUGGUCAAGCCAUUUUAGUCAAUGUGUCACGUUUAGAAGAUCUAAAUGGAUACGAAAACCACAAUGCUUUCUCUACUUCGCAUGACACAGAGAAAUCAAACGGAGCUGCCCACUAUUUCGAAGAACUCAAUGGACGACGUAGCUUCGAAGUUAUCACAGUUGUGUGGAGGAAUCUUACGUUCCGUGUACACGAACGGAGCCAGAAAGAAACCAAAGUUCUCCUCAACAAUUUGAGCGGAGCUGCAACACCCGGGACGUUGACUGCCAUCAUGGGUCCAUCUGGAGCGGGAAAGACGACCUUGUUGAACCUUCUAACAGGACACUAUGACAAAGGAUACGAUGGAGAGGUCCAGAUAAACGGCAACGUAAGGGUUCGCAGUCUCUUUAACAAGCAGAGCUGCUACGUCAUGCAGGAUGAUCACCUGUUGCCAUCACUCACUGUGCAUGAAGCACUGACAAUGAGUGCUCAGCUACGCAUGCCCACACUUACCAAAGAGGAGCAAAUGGCCAAGGUUGAAAAGUUAAUCAAGGAAUGGAGUCUCUGGGACUGCCAGCAUACUCGGACAUGCAAAAUAUCAGGUGGUCAAAGGAAGAGAUUGGCUAUUGCUCAGGAACUGGUCAACAACCCUCCUGUCAUAUUCCUCGACGAACCGACCAGCGGCCUGGACUCUAUUAGCAGCCUCAUGUGCGUGUCUGCAUUGAAAAGACUGGCACAGGAAGGACACACAGUUAUCUGCUCCGUCCAUUCUCCGAGUGCCAAAAUAUUUUCGUAUUUCGACAACCUAUACAUGCUCUCCAGAGGAAACUGCAUAUACAAUGGAAAGGUGAAAGACCUCCUAGGGUUCCUGUCUCGGUUCGACAUGCAUUGUCCACAGUAUCAUAAUCCUGCUGACUACAUCUGUGAAAUCGCAGCGGGAGAGUACUGCGAUCUCACAGUCCUGUUAGCCAAAAAUUUCACGCUACCAGUCCUUGACAGCGCCACAAAGAGCACAGACGGGGGAAUAACCGUAUAUGGAGGCAAAGUUAUGAGCACUCAGGAGACAGUGACAGCGAGCCGCAAGUACGCAUUCAAGGUAGACAAAUUCAACCAAUUCCUCGUGUUGCUAAAGCGAUGCUGGCUGACGCUUACAAGGAAUCAGGUUGCCACGCCGCUACGGUUCGCCGCAUAUGUUGGUUUUGCCGCUAUGAUGUGUGUUAUAUUUUACGAUAUGGGGAGAAAGGCGUCAACCAUGUUCAACAAUCUAACACUGAUAUUCGUCUGCAGCUGUAUUGUCAUAUUCCAGUCCCUCAUGCCUACAUUAAUUAUUUUUCCUAUAGAAGUGUCAGUCUUGUUGAGAGAACAUAGGAAUUGCUGGUACAGUCUCAGGAUGUAUUACAUGGCUAAGUACAUCGUGGAGAUAUUCCCAACGGUACCGCCGGUGCUCAUAAUGUCUGCCAUCAUGUAUUACCCGACCUCUCAACCUAUGGAACUGUGGCGAGCAGCAGCGUUUACCUUAUUUUGCGCUCAGCUCUCUUCGGUCAUCCAAUCCUUUGGUCUUGUUGUGUCGUCCGUUGCUAGUGUACAGGUGUCUGUCUGUCUGGCAUUUCCCCUAUUGUCGCCAUCUUUCAUGUUCAGCGGAUAUUUCGUGCAGUCUCACCUCCUGUCGCCGUACGUACGGUGGCUCAGCUACACAUCUCCUAUUUAUCACGCGUACCAUGGGAUGGUGCUGUCAUUGUACGGCUACGGACGGGGUCAGCUUGACUGUGACGAGCUCAUCUGCGUCUUCGAAGAUUCGGCCGACGUGUUGGCCUUUACUGACAGCACAACCAAAAGUAUCUACACGCAGUGUGCCAUCCUCGUAGCAAUAGAGGUGACAUUUAGGGUUGUCGCAUUUAUAUUGUUGAAAUGGAGGCUGAAAAGGAAGAAGUGAUAUUUUUUCGGAAGUGCUUUUGUUCAACAUCGUGACAAUCAGGAGAGUAACAUUGGGUAACAAUGGUGGGUAACGAUGUUGGGUAUGUAAAAAUUGGCUGCCCCACUUAACAGUCGCAAAGCUUAAAAUAAAUAAAGCAAAAAAGAAAAAAAAA
Messenger RNA from Ornithodoros turicata, 2198 nucleotides. RefSeq names its product ATP-binding cassette sub-family G member 4-like. Gene Ontology annotation, biological process: transmembrane transport. Gene Ontology annotation, molecular function: ABC-type transporter activity; ATP hydrolysis activity; ATP binding. NCBI's taxonomy places the organism in Eukaryota, Metazoa, Arthropoda, Arachnida, Ixodida, Argasidae. The transcript has 13 exons. The record is from RefSeq and is a predicted model, not a curated record. Bases 131 to 2044 code for a protein of 637 amino acids. Gene Ontology annotation, cellular component: membrane.